AUGGAUUUAUUGUUCUUCCAUAUAUCCAAAUUGACUUUGCGUAUUAUUUUCGAUUGGCUCAGUGUCAAGCGAAAUGUGUUUACAAGGUCGGCUCCUAUCAUUUUUAAUUCUAUUCUACUUCUUAUCAAUUAG
Molecule: messenger RNA, 132 nt
Organism: Dracunculus medinensis (Guinea worm)
Lineage: Eukaryota; Metazoa; Nematoda; Chromadorea; Rhabditida; Dracunculidae
Source: the annotation of a GenBank genome assembly